Molecule: messenger RNA, 3055 nt
Organism: Xiphophorus maculatus (southern platyfish)
Lineage: Eukaryota; Metazoa; Chordata; Actinopteri; Cyprinodontiformes; Poeciliidae
Gene: rflna
Product: refilin-A-like
Exons: 7
Coding region: 896-1558 (220 amino acids)
Biological process (GO): actin filament bundle organization; skeletal system morphogenesis; negative regulation of bone mineralization involved in bone maturation
Cellular component (GO): actin filament bundle
Molecular function (GO): filamin binding
Source: RefSeq, a predicted model, not a curated record
GUUCAGCGUCUCCUUUAAUCGCAGCUGGAAGGAUUCUAGGAAACAAAAGUGCAGCAGCUUGCCUGCACAGAACUCCACUAGGUAAAACGCACGGCCAUCAUGGGUUCGAGUACCGGCUUUAACCCGCUUUCCUGUCUGACACCUCUUAAAUGAAGCCCACUAGUGCUGACAAAAACAGGUUGGAAUGUCUUGCAGCUGGAGCCACUUCAAACACUUGGGAGAGCGACGGCGGGCGCAGCAGCACUGAGGAAGAGCACCAGCUCCCACUUGUACCUACAAGUGGGAGCAAACCAGCCACAAAAGGUUGAGAUCUGUGUCCCAUAGCAACCCUGAUGACUUCUGUCUGCUCAGCUGUUUUCGCCGCCCUGCCUGCCGCCUCCAACCUGCACAGCGGGAGACGCGAGACGCGCUCCCCCCUGUCGGUGGUGCGUGGAACUGAUCCAGAUCAUGAGGGGCUGGACUGGAUCCAGGUACAAGGAAGAGAGAGAGAGAGAGAGACUCUAGCUGGCAGGAUGAUCAAGAGGGAGCUCUCCUCCUGAGAGCACACAGUCCGCAGAAACACUGAAACAGCGCGGAGCGAAGGAGAGGAGCUCAUCCAGAUCGAUGCCAGACGCACGCUUGGAUUUUUUUCUUCUUCUAGAGUUUCUUUCUUCUUUUUUUUUAUGAAGAAAAGCGACAUUAAAAUUGCGUCUCGUGGUUUAUUUUCCUACAAUCGGAAUAUUGCUCUGGAUUAAAUACGAGCAUUCUCCACGCGCAGAAACCGUAUUCAGAAGCUAAAAGGGAUUAUUUCUUCUCAGCGCGCUAGUUUGGGGGUGAUUUUCACAAUAAAAGAAGAAGAAGAAGCCUGCCCGGUCGACUUUGUCUAAGAGCUUUUUCCAACUCUGCUGUCCCAGAAAUGGUGGGGCACCUACAUUUACAAGCGAUGGACGAGAGCCUCAAAGGAAAGAACCGUGAAGGGCUGCUCGACAGUCCGGACUCGGGCUUGCCCCCCAGUCCCAGUCCGCCCUUCUGCUCGCUGUCUCCGGCUCUGAUCGAGUCGCGCUCCGGCGGCUGCGCGACGCCCGUCGACAGCAAUCAGGGAUGUUACAGAAAGGAGAGCAGAGAGGGCAAGCUGCUGCCCUACCUGCUGCUGAACUGUGCAGGAACAGACCCGAAGUCGCGCAUGCACCCGGUGUUCUACGGAGAGAGCAUCGAGGUCAACACCAAACCGGAGCAGGAAAUCAAGUGCACGUCUGCAGUCAAGUACGACUCCGACAAGCACUACCGAGACCGGGUGGUGUGCGCCCCGGUUCCCAUGCCCACUUCCUUCAGCGAGACGGUGGUGGCGGUGCAGAACUCCACUUGGAGAAGCUACAAGACGCAGGUGUACCUGGAGCCACGGCAGAAGCCCGUCAGCUACCAGAGCACCACCAUCAUCUACCCAAAACACGCCAAGAACACUUACCGCACCACCCUCAACUACAACCCCACGGGCGCCCGCCGCUGGUUCGUGUCCACGGUGCAGCUGGAGUCCAGCGAGGACACGAGCCCCUGCGUCAUCUACACAGAGGACCUGUAGGGCUACAUGGCGUCAUCAAGGGACUUCAUUUGAACUUUUACCUUUUUUAAAAAAAAUAAAAAAUUGUGUGUUUUUCUCACCGUAAGGAAUUUGGACAGAUCCACACUGGAAGAGAAGUGCCUGGAGUUUUAAACCCCCGCUCUUAAUCAUCAGAGUCAGAGUAUUUUUGAUUUCUGCUGUGGCGGUCUUGAAUGGGGCCUUUGGUGCUCUGCAGCUGCCCUGCAGUGGCUAAUGUCUUAUUUAGCACGAGAGCUAACAAGCUCAGGACCUGUGCUCCCCCUUCUGGUGGGACUGGAGCCUUGCUGACAGUAACCUUCAGAUUCCUGGUGUCUGUAUAUAGAGGAAAGGGAAAAAAUGAAAAUAAAAAUUAUCGACACGUGCUGUGGAUUUUACCCAGUCACACCGAUGCAAAGUGUUCUGAAUAUGGCUCUAUUGCACUUGUUUUCUACAUGUCGCAGUUCCCUCAGAGGACCUGGAGUAGUGGUGGGGAAUUUCUGUGCUGCCUCUGAAAAGUGGACCAAAAAUAGAUUAUUUCCUUUGAGUAACUCCAUACGCUGGAGACCAAAAACUCCAAAAGCGACUCUGGGCAGCAUCUCUUCUCAUCAGCCGAGGUUAGACUGGGGACACGAGCACACAGUGAUCUGAAAACCACGCCAGAUAAUCACCAACUCAGCUUACUAUUCUGAACUUGGUAGACGGGAUCCUAUCUCGUUGGCGCUGAAGGGCUGCGAUAAAAACGGUGGUCACAGAAUUAAGGCGGACUUAGUGUUAUUUAUUGAAAUGUAGAAACUAGAAUUGCUUGGGACUGUGUGGCUGUAAGACUACAUGGUCUGAACUUAAGGGAAAAGUGGAGGGAAGAGCCAUUUAGGAAAGGUGAGCUUAUUUCACACAGGAAAUAAAAGCUAAAGACAAGGGAGCAAAUUUAUUUAGUAUGAAUCCAGAACAGUUGGGCACAGAGGCUAGCAGCUAGUUUGAGAGGAGCUGAGACCAAAGUCAAUUUCUUCCAUUUGAAAACAAAUUCGACAACAGAUCAUAGCGGCUAAUGCAAAAGCUAAUUUAUAAACUAGUUAAAUCAUGUCACGUUUGAAUCGGGCGCUUAUUUACAUAAAUGAUUGUUUGGUCGGUGGAAGUGCAACACCGAUAAGCUUCCUGUGGAAAACAGAUCUGAAUGGAACAUGACUCAUCUUUAGUAAUAAUAGCACUAAACUUACACCAACUUAAACGCUAAUUUAGUGAUCUUGACUUUGCUUUAUUUUGGUGCCGUACAGUUAUUCUGACUUGAACAUGUUCUCUGCUCAGUACUUGUUUCAUACAGGAAGAUCACUGGUAACGGACCGCCUCCAACGGGCCUCAUCAUGUAAAUAACCACCCAACGCAGUCGGGACAAUGUUGCUGUUAGCUUCGACCUUCAGGACCAACUAGUCUGAGAGUAUACUAAAUAAAGGCACCAAGAGAGUUAAAUACAUUUAAGACAAUCAUUUAAAUGAUUUUCUUAAA